AUGGCAUCUCUUCUUAAAUGGGCAACAAAAUUAGCUAUUGUUGGUGGUGCCACUGUACUUGUUUUUAAUCGUGAAGUAUUCGGUACAAAUAAAUAUACUAAACAAAUUAUCAAUGAAGUUCGUACAUCAUUACCCGAUACAGCCGAAGUGUUCGAUCAAAUGCCAACAAAACGAGAACUUAAUGAUGCUAUUGUAAAUAGUUGGAAUUCGGGCGUUCAAACAACAUUUAAAUGGCUUGCUGAUGCUCCAACACAUACAUGCCAAUUAUUUUCUUCUCUUUCUAAGAAAAUUAAUGGCUAA
Molecule: messenger RNA, 300 nt
Organism: Rotaria sordida
Lineage: Eukaryota; Metazoa; Rotifera; Eurotatoria; Philodinida; Philodinidae
Source: the annotation of a GenBank genome assembly